This is a messenger RNA of Sebastes umbrosus (honeycomb rockfish), 1847 nucleotides long. Its product is annotated as CD209 antigen-like protein E. The record is from RefSeq and is a predicted model, not a curated record. The transcript has 7 exons. Lineage: Eukaryota; Metazoa; Chordata; Actinopteri; Perciformes; Sebastidae. Bases 886 to 1722 code for a protein of 278 amino acids.
UUCAGUCUAGCUUUAAACUGAGCCCGUUACAACCUAAAAAUCGUAUGUUGCGUUAAUGAAAAUAGGUCUGUUAAAACGAAUUUGCAUUAAAGCUGGUCCAUUACAAAUAAAUAAAAUCAUAUCAAAAUAAAGAACUAUUAAUACAAGCUAAAGAGUUGUUCCAUAUUUAUUUGUGGUCAUGGUAAAUUCAGUAUAAUGUCUGUUCUGGCAGAAAUAAACUGAUUGGAAUGGAGAGUUCGUAUAACAACUACAGCUGGGCAAUAUAUCAAAGUUAUCCAAACUAUCAGUCAACUGACGCUGAUAUUAUUUUAUUAUUUUGGUUACAUUAAUGUGAUACAGCUUUAAACUGUAUUUUUCAGAUCUGACAGGCUGCAGUACGGUUCAGUUACACCUUCAUCCUUUCAUUUUUCUUACUUUAUUAAACUGUUGCCUCUCAGUGUUAAGGCAUCGCAUCCACAUUUCUAAUUCUUUAAUAAUCUUUAAGCACAAAGCACAAAUAACUGAAGCUGAAACAUCAUAACAUUAUAAACUGCAUAUGAAUAUAAGGAAAUCUGGGCAAAAAAAAAGGUCUCCUCAUUUGAUUCUGCCGAGCUCUGGCAGCAACCAAUCCAACUUUUAAUUAAGCAUUUUGCUCUAACAUGCUUCAUAAACUGAGACACAGCUGUUUUAUUUCUUUAUUAGUUACAACCUUCAGCAUGGCUUGAGAGCUGUUUUAUCUACGUAUACAUCCUGCCGUAGUGUGGGGGGAGUCUGAGCUGGUACUUCCUUUAUGUUCGACAGUUAGUACCGCAUACUAUACCAGUGCACAAAGUUUUACAGCAGCAUAGUACCCGAUCAACACAGUGCAGCAAGUGAAGUGCAGCUACUAGUCUCGGUCCUCUCAAGAUGUCUACUAUUUAUGCCAAACCAGAUUUAACAACGGAGGUGAGAUACAACAGAAAGGUGCAGGAAGAGUGGGAGGAAUGGGGGGUUGUUAUCUACGAGAGUGUAGACGUUAUCAGAGAUGACCACGCUGAUAUUCAGUCACACAAAGGAGGACCGCUCACUGAGAAACAUCCUCCAGCCGUCCAAACGAGGCCUUUCAGGGCUGCUGCUCUCUGUCUAGGAGUGCUGUGCUUUCUGAUGAUAAUAGGAAUCAUCUUCUUAUCCGUACAGUAUAUUUCUGUCACUUUGGAAAAAGACGAGCUGCAGACCAGAUACGACCAACUGAGCUACAACAACAGCCAGCUCCAGGAGAAAGUUUCAGACUUAUCAUUCAACCACAGUCAGUUACAGGAUGAAGUAAAGCAGCUGAAGGGCAAAAUUGAAGUGAAGAGGUGUCCUGAAGGAUGGAGGAGAUUUGGAUGCAGUUGUUACUUUAAAUCUAAUGAGAUAAAACCUUGGGACAAAAGCAGAGAGUACUGUCAGGGGAGAGGAGCAUAUCUGGUGGUCAUAAACAACAAAGAGGAACAGGAGUUUGUCAUUCAGCUGAAUAUAAAUGGAGAGUCCUGGAUUGGUCUACGGGAAAUAAAGGAAAAUUGGAAUCAAGCAAGAUGGAGAUGGGAAUGGGAAUGGGAAUGGGUGGACGGAUCACCGCUGACAGAAAUGUUCUGGGCAUCGGGACUGCCAAGCUAUGACAACUACCAGCACGCUGCAACAUGCUGCAACCAGCAAGGACAAUGGACACAAAGCAGAUAUUAUCAUCAUUAUAAGAACUGGAUCUGUGAGAAAUAUAUUACCUGAACUCUUUGAUGAUGGAGGGAUGUGUAGUGUUGGGGUCAUUUGUUUAGUUGUUUAUUCUUUGUUGCAUGUUAAAUAACCUGGAUUACAUAGAUAUUGUUCCUCUGCCAUAAAGUGCACAAUCUGCU